Molecule: messenger RNA, 233 nt
Organism: Dentiscutata erythropus
Lineage: Eukaryota; Fungi; Glomeromycota; Glomeromycetes; Diversisporales; Gigasporaceae
Source: the annotation of a GenBank genome assembly
AUGUUAGUAAAACAUAUACAACAACUAAAGAAAAUUUAGUUUUAUUUUUAGAAAACAAUUUAGAUUUAAAUAAUGAAAUUUUUAUUGAUGAUUUAGAAAAUUUUCCAGAUAAAAAACAUAAUAAAGAGAAUUUAUUAUUAGAAACUAAUAAAAUCCUAGAAAAUAUUAAUAAAGAAACUAGUCAUAUUUUAGAACAAGAUAAUUAUAAUGAUAAUAAUUGGGAUUCUAAUUGA